AAUUGUUCAGAACUUUAAGAAAUUGUCACAUGGAAAGCGACUUAUUUUAAUCGGUGUUGAAAUACAUUAUUUUAUAAGCGUGAUUACUUUAGGCACUUACCCGGUACGUAACAAAUUUAGUUCAUUAUGUUAGGUACUUACAUAGGUACCUAGGAGGUAAAUAAUCAAUUAAUGAUAAGCAUCAGCUUUAACCUAAACCACUUAUAUAUCACCAUGAAGCUAUCACCGUUCCAAGUAGCUUCAGGAAACCCCAUGAGAAAACGAACACAGAUUUUUUUUUUUUAAAAAAAAAAACCUCUAGAUACCUGAAAAAUAAACCGAGGAAUUGUGAAGGGUUCUGCGGCUUCCAGCGCGAAGCGUUUUCAAAUGGCUGCAUCACCUCUGCCUCCCCACAAACCCGUCAAGUACCGCACAUCGUGCGAUCGCUGCCAAAACAUCAAGCUGCGAUGUGUCAGCAAAGGAGUUCGAUGCAUUUACAGCCCUCUAAGACGCAUGGGAAGGCCUAAGAAAGUCGAUCUUGUUACUUCCACAAGUUCUGUAGAUGAGAGUCCGCCAAGUUCUGAGACGAUAGCUCCAGCACCAAGCAAUGGUACUGCAACUGACUGUCAACGAGGAAGUGGAGAUGGAAAUGGUUUGCCCCAAAAAACGGAUUUUGCUAGCAUAGGAUUGGAAUCGUAUGGUGCUAGCACAUCGCAAAGUCACCUCCGGAGUUGGGAUCCCAGCCUCGCGGGCGGUUUAUGUGUUGAUCAUCACAAUAGUCCGAUUAGUAACGAUAUCGAGACAUCUCAUCACUCCCAUUCUGGUGGUUUCACUCCUACGGUUGAUCACAGCAGUACUCCGCGCCAUGAAGUGGACUCUUGGGGUAAUAUACCAACAAGCAACACAGGGCCCUUUAGCUCAGGGCCGCCAAACGCAACUCCGAGGUCCGCUCAUCUGGUGGUUCUUGAUGGGCCCAUUGGACAGGCUCUCUCGGACUCUGCUACCGACUGCUACACAGCUAUUCUCAUGCGAAUCGCAAAGUUAGAACAGGCCUUGAACGUUGCGCCAUGUCCUCCGCCAAUAGAUCUCGCACUCGAAGCAGAACGCGAUUUCCGAGCCCUAAAGCAAUGCCUUUUCUCCUGCACUGGCCACGCUAACCGUGGAAGGAGUUGUCUAGCCUCUGACAGACCCGUACUUCUCAGUCUCUCUAUACUAGUAGAGCGCGUCAUUGCCAUGCUCGAAGAGAACUUCCGCUUCGCAGCCUCGGGAUCCAACCCGGCAAGAGGAAUGAUACAGGAUCCGUGCAGCACUCCUCUCCAAGGGACUAUGGCCCGCAGACUUGAACGCUCCUUUCGCAGCAUACUUGACCAGCCGUGCAUAUUUCCCAUUCCAUCGGCCAACCUUCACAUACGUAUCGGCGAUUUUAUAGUAGAGAACGCGGUCAAGGCGCGUUGUGUCGUGCCCAUAUUGCGAUUACGGAUACAGAAGAUACAAACGACGCUAAGGGAGAUGGAGAGGGUACGACAAGGAAGCGAUCAGAGAGAUUCCCUCUGCGGUCCCCUGGACUGGGGUGAUAGCGCUGCGGUUCUAGGUGAUGCCGCAAGGCUCUUGAUACAGGACUUAUUGAGGAGGAUGGAGUCUUUGCAAGGAGGAAUGGGGUGGUUGGGAUAGGAUUUUGAAGUAUGAUACCCCAGUGAUAAUAGUGUAUGAGAAGGGAAUGCCGAGUGGAUGCUCUAUAUAUGUGCACCCCUUCUCAUUCUUAUACCAAUAGCUUAUAUACAAGAUGCAUA
Daldinia caldariorum is the source of this 1769-nucleotide messenger RNA. RefSeq lists its product as uncharacterized. The coding region runs from base 367 to 1650 and encodes 427 amino acids. NCBI's taxonomy places the organism in Eukaryota, Fungi, Ascomycota, Sordariomycetes, Xylariales, Hypoxylaceae. The record is from RefSeq and is a predicted model, not a curated record. The transcript has a single exon.